Messenger RNA from Arabidopsis lyrata subsp. lyrata, 642 nucleotides. RefSeq names its product dihydroneopterin aldolase 2. Gene Ontology annotation, biological process: folic acid-containing compound metabolic process. Gene Ontology annotation, molecular function: dihydroneopterin aldolase activity. NCBI's taxonomy places the organism in Eukaryota, Viridiplantae, Streptophyta, Magnoliopsida, Brassicales, Brassicaceae. The transcript has 3 exons. Gene Ontology annotation, cellular component: cytoplasm. Bases 103 to 498 code for a protein of 131 amino acids. The record is from RefSeq and is a predicted model, not a curated record.
AAAUAUCAAAAGCGUAGUGCUCUCUGCAAUAACAAACACUGUUUCUUAUUCUUCUUAUUCCACUACGCUGCGCCGCUUUGUCUUUGUCGCAAUCUCAGUCAUAUGGAGAAAGACAUGGCAUUGAUGGGAGACAAACUGAUAUUGAGAGGUUUGAAAUUUUACGGUUUCCAUGGAGCUAUUCCUGAAGAGAAGACGCUUGGCCAGAUGUUUAUGCUUGAUAUAGAUGCUUGGAUGUGUCUCAAAAAGGCCGGUCUAUCAGACAACUUAGCUGAUUCAAUCAGCUAUGUCGACAUUUACAACUUGGCAAAGGAAGUUGUAGAAGGAUCAUCAAGAAACCUUAUGGAGAGAGUCGCAGGACUUAUAGCUUCCAAAACUCUGGACACAUUCCCUCAGAUUACCGCUGUUCGAGUAAAGCUAUGGAAGCCAAAUGUUCCGCUUAUUCAAAGCGGUCUCGAUUAUUUAGGGGUCGAGAUUUUCAGAAAUCGCGCAACUGAGUAACACGAAAAGAAUCAUUUGUAUCCCAAUUCUGUUGUUGCAUACAUGGAAAUCUAAUUUUUUCAUUUCCAAAAGCUUAUAACAUGUCCAAGAUUUUUUAAGAAUUUUUCUGCUACAAAGUUUAAAUAAGAGAGAGAUUGGGGAAUA